AUGUUACGUAUCGAUGUUGAUCUCCGUGAGCAUGUUGGCAGCGAUGAGCCUGAACAAUCUGAGCAAUCCAUUAUUAACAAUAAAAAGGCGAAUAAACCACUGAUGGAGAAGCGACGUCGGGCUCGAAUCAACAGAUGUCUACACGAGAUGAAGGAGAUGCUAGUGGAUGGCUUUCAAAAGGCAGCUUCACCUGGUCAGUCAAAAUGGGAGAAAGCUGACAUAUUAGAGAUGAGUGUUGCGUAUAUGAGGCAAAUGCAGAAGCACAGAAUAAAAUUACCACAUGGAAGAGCUGGAUAUAACAAUAAAGCUGAAUUAGAUGAUCGAAUCGCUGCUCAGCAAAAGUCAUCGCCAUCCAUUGUCGAGGGUUUCUCAGAAUGUGUUCGAGAAAUCCAACGAUUCAAUAGGGAUGUUAAACUGAUCACAUCGUCAGCCUCGACAGUGAUCGAUGAGUACAGCACAAAACUUGUUCAGCAUCUUACAAUUCAACUGCAUAAAUUGGCUAUGCAACAAAUGCAUCUCACCAAGUCUCAGAUUUCACCUGCAGAACUCGAUCAUUUCCCAGUUCAAGUAUCUUCAAAUUCCUCAUCGAAGGAUUCUCCUACGUAUUCUUCAUCGCAGUCCACGUCACCUAAUGGUGUUAAAAGACGACGAAAAAGCUCAUCAGAUCACGAUGACAGGCAGCAAGUACUCAUGCCUUUGUUCCCGUCAACAAAUUCACUCUCACAUCCUAUUCCGGAACGCACCAACCUUGACCAAGCAACAGCAUCAGUGACGAACACUUUCACUCACUUUGCGAAUCAGCGAGUUUUACCAAUGAAUAAUGCUGCCUUGCAAAGACAGCAAUAUCAGCAACACCUUCUGGGCCAGUUCUUGACAGACGCGAACGCUGUGAAUGUGAAACAGCAUCUUCAACAGCAAAUUUCACCACUAAUAUGGCCCACUUUAGCAACGGCUGAUCUGUUCAUGCCUUGCGGUGCAAAUCUGAAUGGCAUUGGUAACCCGUGGAUCAGUGGUCUGUGGCGACCAUUUUGA
Anisakis simplex (herring worm) is the source of this 1032-nucleotide messenger RNA. NCBI's taxonomy places the organism in Eukaryota, Metazoa, Nematoda, Chromadorea, Rhabditida, Anisakidae. The record is from the annotation of a GenBank genome assembly.